AUGGUGCCUGACCAAGAAGCAUCCAGUCAGUGCGAUAAUUUUACUCAUUUAUUGGAAAGAAUUUAUCAUGCAGAUACACCUAGACUCAAAUUUUAUUUGACUAGUCAAAUUAUUAAAUGUUCGAGUGAAAUAGAUGAUGAGACAAUUGCCAUCAAAACAAUUAAAUCAGUAGACAUCGACUUUAUUGCAUUACUUAUCCAAUCAAAUGGUUUAUUUACACUACUGGGACUUCAAUUAAUUCAAUUACUAACACGUUCCAGGCAUUGUGCAAGGAUAUUGGACUCUUUGAGACCUUUAAUCGUGUCAAUGUUGUCUGAAUUGAUGUAUAAAAAUAAUAUCGAAAAUGAAAACAUUGAGGAGGAAAUUAAAAAUGAUUUGAUAAUCAAUGGAAUUGAUUGCCUAAGUUUGUAUUAUAGACACCUACCAUAUUACCGGUAUUGCGAUCUUAAUGUCCUUCAUGAGAGCAGAACUGAGAUUAUACAAAUAUUAUUCCCCGAUGCCUAUGACAAAAGCUUAAAUAAUGCAUUAAAAUUUGGAUAUAACUCAUCGAUUAACGAAGCGAAAUGCCCAUACUGUUCCGGAUCUAAAAAAGUAUCUAGUGACGAUACUAAUGAAUUUGAUAAAUUGUUUGGCAAUAAUGAUGAAGUUUAUGAUAUGGAUUAUAAAUGGCAAAUGGAAACUUUUAAUAAUAUAAUUAAGGAAUCAAACUUUGCUGACAAAAAAAUUGUUUCCAUUAUUGGUUCAGUAGCUAAAUAUUUAUUGGGAAAAGUUGAUAUUAAAUGUUUCCAUAAGGCAAUAAUGAAUUGUUCAAUAUUGCUAUCAAUAGGGGAUACUGAUUUAUCUAAGCAGUGUAUUGAAGUAUUGCUUAAACAUGACAUAUCACUGGCAAUUAACGGGCUAAGUAUUAUUAAUAGUAAAAAAAUAUCUAAGAAAAAAGAUACCAUACAGAAUUUUAAACAACACUUUAAUGCAAUCCUUGCGACACAGCUAAAUAGGGAAGAUCUGUGCGAGUUUUUUAGUAUAAUAUGCGACAAUAUAAAUCUAUUAUCUAGUAUUGAUGAAGUUCAAUUGCUGGCUAAAAGAGCUUAUAUUGAAAUAUUUGUGAUAAUAGAGAAUAUAAUGAGAAGUGGUAAAAUUGAAACUGGAAAGUUUGACAUAUUUUAUGUUUCUUGUAACAUCAUUGAGAAUUUAAUGAUUUACUUAGACAAAUUUGAGAAUGAUCAAUCUGAUGCAAAUAAUUGUUCCUCGCUAGACAUCCAAGAUAAGCUAAUUGAUGACAUAACCUCAGUUACUGCUGGAAGCUAUAAACAAGUGAAUAUAGGGAAUAUAUCACAAUUAUUCAAAACAUUUCACGACACGAUCAUACUAUUCUUUGAUUACUUUAAUUUUUUGGAUGAAAAGUAUACCAAAGUUGUUGCCACUAAGAAAGUUAUAAUUUCUUGCGGAGCCAGAUUAGUUGGAUGUUGGAUGUACCUGGAACCAAUUCAUUUAAGAGUACAAUUUAAAGGGACAAUGAAUACAAUUUGCAAUUUUUUUCAUUGGGAUGACUUCUUGUGGCUGCUACCUGCACUUGACUAUUUUGAAUCACACGAAUUGUGUGAUUACCCUUCACUUAUAGUUAAAUUACUUGAAUCAUUCUAUUACCUAUCCACAUCUAAAGAUAUUAAAUUUAAAGAUAAAUUAAGUGGAAAAGAUCAUGAUAUUUCCCUUAAAAAAUUAUGUAUAUUAAUCAUCAGGCUCUACUUAGAUACUUUAGUUGAACCUGCAUCAUUGUUGGUUAGCGUUGAUAAAAUUAUUGAUGAAAAUGAGCUUAAUAAGUUAUACCAAAAUAUUAUGGAUAAAAUAGAUUUUGAAGAACUAAAUAAGGAUAUUGGUGACAAUAAAAUCUGCCCCAACUACACACCAGUUAAACUGGGGGAUAUUUUUAAUGAAAAUCCCCUUGAAUACCUACCAAUUCCGUACAAUCACAUUGAGGACCAAUACAUUGAUUUACAUCGCAACAUUAACAAGUUAAUGACAGUAUCGACACUAACAAACAAGGACUCAGAAUAUAUACAUCUGAUAGCAUCAACUUAUACAUCGGUAUCACUGGCUAGAGUUGAACACGAAAACUUCUUGCCCAAUGAAUUUAAGGAUUUCUUAUAUAAACAAAUAUGCAAAGGUCUAUUAGUUAGUGACAAUGACGUUUUUGAAUCUUGCUUAAAUACUUCGAUUGUCAUGAGCACCAAAUGUUUAAGAUUCAAAUCUAUAUUAGACACCACAUUGUAUUAUGGUAAUGUGGCUGUGCAUAGUACUUCGGGCAAAAAAUUAAUUUCAUACCAGAAACUUAUCAUUCCAUAA
Babesia microti strain RI is the source of this 2340-nucleotide messenger RNA. RefSeq lists its product as hypothetical. The record is from RefSeq and is a predicted model, not a curated record. The transcript is spliced from 5 exons. Lineage: Eukaryota; Apicomplexa; Aconoidasida; Piroplasmida; Babesiidae. The coding region runs from base 1 to 2340 and encodes 779 amino acids.